AAAAGUAGUCGAUACAUUUCGGCAGUCUUGUUACCAAUCAGGUCACAUUCAAAAGCUGUUCCAAAAAACACAAUUAAAGAAAAUGGUGUUAAACAAGUUUACGUUAUUAUUAUUAUUAUUUGUUAUCGGGUUAAUUGAAGCGUCUAGAAUUCUAGUCUCAUGUCCUUACGGCACUAAAAGUUACCAGAAUAUGUACGUACCGUUGGUCAAAGAAUUGGCAUUUAAAGGCCACCACAUCACUGUCCUAACCAACUACCAGAGCUCCGACCUGGACCAGACGGCCAACGUCAAUCAAAUCGUUUUCGACCAAUUGGCCAUCAACAUGUCGCAUUUCCCCAAUCCGUUCGAUGCGAUGCUUUCCAAGAUGAUCCUGCUCAAAUCCAUGGCUCUCGGCGUGGAAAACAUGUUCACUCGUCCCGGGAUCAUCACUGAGACCCUCUACAACGACCAACGAGUCAGAGAAUUAAUGGCCAAUAAUCAUUUCGAUCUGGUCAUGGUCUCCAUCACGUUCAACGCCGCAAGUUACCCACUGGCGUGGCACUUUAAAGCGCCUCUGGUCAUGAUGACCCCCAACGCCAUUUUUCCAGGCGUCAUUACGUCCCUGGGCGAGGAGGAACAGCCCAGUCACGUCCCGUUUUUCAUGAGCAGUUUCACCAACCAGAUGAACCUCUUCCAGCGGACCGUCAACACCUUCACCACCCAUCUGUUUGGCUAUUUCAUCCAUCAGUUCCAUCACGACAAAAUCCAUGCGAUCGUUCGGAAGACGAUCCUGCCGGACUGCCCACCUCUCCUGGAAUUGGAGAGAAACAUUUCGCUGGUCUUCACCAACACUCAUCCGUCGUUGAAUUACGCCAGGGCCAUGCCGCCCGUCAUAGUCGAGGUGGGCGGAAUUCACUGCCGCCCGGCUCGCCCGCUCCCGCAGGAUUUGGAAAAUUUCCUGAGCGAUUCCGAUGAUUUUGGAUUCAUUUUGUUUGCCGUGGGCAGCAUGUUGCCCAUGGAGAAAAUGGCCGAGGAUCUGGCCCAGUCGUUCAUUCAAACGUUCGCCCGGCUGCCACAAAAAGUUAUUUGGCAAUGGAAGGGAAAAGUCAGGAGCGAUUUACCAGCAAAUGUUUUGGCCAUCCCUUGGCUACCGCAGCAGGAUCUAUUGGGACACAAAAACUGCAAGCUUUUUAUAACUCACGGAGGUCUGAAUAGCCUUCAGGAAGCGGUUUAUCACGGAGUCCCGGUCCUGGGAUUGCCUUUCGGGACUGACCAGAAACUAAAUAUGAGACGGGCAAUCGACGAUGGCUACGCAACUAAACUGGCCUGGACUGAAAUCAAUCAGGAAUCGUUGACGAGCGCCAUUAUCGAUUUAUUGUACAAUAACAAUUCCAACAACGUUAGUUAUUCAACGGCGGCUAAGAAGCAACACGAUUUGUUCCACGACCAACUGCAAACUCCGCUGGAGAGAGCCGUUUACUGGACGGAAUUCGUGAUCCGUCACGGGACUGAGCAGCUGAAAAUGGGUUCGCGCCAUUUGAAUUCGUUUCAACGCAAUUUGAUCGACGUCUAUCUCAUCAUCAUCAUCUCGGCCAUCGUCCCGCUACUCUUGACGUUCGUCUGCUUGCGGAUCUGCUGUUGCCGUCGUCAAGGCAACAGCCAAGUCGACACAAAUAAAAAGAUGAAAUAAAUUAAUUCCAACAAA
Molecule: messenger RNA, 1684 nt
Organism: Daphnia pulex (common water flea)
Lineage: Eukaryota; Metazoa; Arthropoda; Branchiopoda; Diplostraca; Daphniidae
Product: UDP-glucosyltransferase 2-like
Exons: 3
Coding region: 83-1669 (528 amino acids)
Molecular function (GO): UDP-glycosyltransferase activity
Source: RefSeq, a predicted model, not a curated record